This is a messenger RNA of Knipowitschia caucasica, 3081 nucleotides long. The record is from the annotation of a GenBank genome assembly. NCBI's taxonomy places the organism in Eukaryota, Metazoa, Chordata, Actinopteri, Gobiiformes, Gobiidae.
AUGGAGAGAGUUCGGGUCAAAGCCACGAUGCCUUUGAGGAAGCGCAUAAACAGGGUCGAGGCAAUUCUCCAGGAAACAAGCGGAACGCAGGACGACGACGAUGACGACGAGGAUGUGGAGGAAGUGUCUGCAGUUUCCAGAGAGCGACGAAGACGAGAGCAGAAACACAAGUUAAACUCUGAAGAGAUGUCGGAGGAGGAGAUGAUGGCUCUGGCUCUGCGCCUCAGUGAGCAGGAGGCCACAGCCACAGCACAGAGGCUCCAGGAGGAAGAGGAGGCAGUGAAGAAGGCCAUCCAGGACAGUAUGUUCAGUGAGUCCCUGAUGGAGGUUUCUCCCGUCUGUGUCUCCUCUCGUCGUAAACUGUCGUAUUCAAACGGAAAAUCUCAGCCGGAGUCCGCAGACAGAGGUCCCAGGAUCAGGAGGCUCAGAGCGGGGCAGACCAGUCCUCUGAUGGAGAUGCCCGACCUGUCCCAGACCCAGACCCAGACCCAGACCCAGGCCUCCCCCAGCAGCUCGCCUCAGAGUUGCGACUCCACUCAGAUUGAGGACUGCGAUCAUCCCUCCUCUCCUGUCUUCCCCUCCUCCUCCUCGGCUCGGGUCCUGGACCAGACCUCAGUCCACGUCCCCAAACCGGACCAGACCUCUGCCCACGUCCCCAAACCAGACCAGACCUCUGUCCACGUCCCCAAACUGGACCAAACCUCUGUCCACAUCCCCAAACUGGACCAGACCUCUGUCCACGUCCCCAAACUGGACCAGACCUCUGUCCACGUCUCCAAACUGGACCAAACCUCUGUCCACAUCCCCAAACUGGACCAGACCUCUGUCCACGUCCCCAAACUGGACCAGACCUCUGUCCACGUCUCCAAACUGGACCAGACCUCUGUCCUCGUCCCCAAACUGGACCAGACCUCGCUGGACUCCUCCUCCUCCAAACGGUUUGUCCUCCUCUCCCCGGACCUUCGCCGCAGAGCUCACCCACACAGAUCCAAGGUCUCUUACAACCUGACGUCGUGUCCCAAACCCAAACCCGAGUCCGAGUCUGAGAGACCUAAACCCGAGUCCGAGUCUGAGCGACCCAAACCCAAGUCUGAGUCUGUGAGCCCGGUCUUUGGCCGCACAGACGCCACAUCGGACUCUGAGAAGUUGGAGGCCACACCGAUGUUCUCGUCUCCAGAGAGUUCCAUGUCUUUCUGUUUGGACAAAGACUUCAUCAACAGUCCCGUGUUUUCUAGGAUGCAGCGAAGAGACUGGAACAGAGAGACCACAGAGGAGGACCGAGGACCAGAGGAGGGCCAAGGGGCAGAGGAGGACCGAGGUGGAGGGGAGGACCGAGGAGCAGAGGAGGACCAAGGAGCAGAGGAGGACCGAGGAGCAGAGGAUGACCGAGGUGGAGGGGAGGACCGAGGAGCAGAGGAGGACCAAGGAGCAGAGGAGGACCGAGGAGCAGAGGAGGACCGAGGUGGAGGGGAGGACCGAGGUGGAGGGGAGGACCGAGGAGCAGAGGAGGACCGAGGACCAGAGGAGGACCGAGGACCAGAGGAGGACCGAGGUGGAGGGGAGGACCGAGGACCAGAGGAGGACCGAGGGGGAGGGGAGGACCGAGGAGCAGAGGAGAAGCAGAGCGAGCACGAGACUUCCUGCGACAUGACCCUGCACUGGUCCGAAGAAGAGGACGACGUCGCCACGCCUGUGAUCUGCCCAAGUCCGGUGUUUCCAGAGGAGAGACCAGACCAGGACCAGGAUGUGAGAGAGGAGAGACCAGACCAGGACCAGGAUGUGAGAGAGGAGAGACCAGACCAGGACCUGGAUGUGAGAGAGGAGAGACCAGACCAGGACCAUGGAGACCGUGAGGAGCAGAAGAAGAAGAAGGAAGCACAAAAUCACUGCAGAGCCGACGGUCCGCAGACUCUGUGUGCUGCUCUGGAUGAAGCUCUAGGUUUCUCUGGAGACGCUCCGGCUCCAACCACGGUCCAUUAUUACUGGGGAGUUCCCUUCUGCCCCCGGGGCCUGGACCCAGACCGCUACACCAAGGUGAUCGUGGCCCAGAUGGAGGUCUAUGAGAAGAGUCUGAAACAGGCCCGGAGGAAUCUGCUCAACAAACUGGACUGGGGAGAACCCAUCCUGCCCCAACCAGAGACACCGCCGUCUCCAGAGUCCACUUCACCCUCAGUGAAUCCUCCUCGACGCUCACGACGAUGGAAAAGAAAAAUACUGGAGACAGAAUCUGAUGCGGAGGAGGAGGAGGUGGAGGAGGAGAAGGAGGAGAAGGAGGUGGAGGAAGAGGUGGAGCAGGAGAAGGAGGAGGAGGACUCUCAGAGGGAGAAGGAAGAGGAGAGGGACCAGACAGAGUGUGAGGAGCCUGAGAGGGACCAGACUGAGACAGACCAGAGGAGGGACCAGGAGGAGCAGGUGGAGUCGGACUGUGACGUGUGUCCAGAGACGCAGCUCAGUGAUGACAUCACGCAGGAUCUAACUCAGACUGAGGCCAGGAGUCCAGAGAUCGACCCGGUCCGACUGGACUCUCCAGAGCCGACUGAGGCAGAGAGGGCGGAGCCUGAGGCAGAGAGGGCGGAGCCUGAGGCAGAAAGGGCGGAGCCUGAGGAACCAAUGGACACCGCACCAGCAACAGCCCAGGAAGCCGAGUCCUCACCACACCUGCUCCUCAAACCUGUGGGGGUGGGGUCUCCCUGCUGUGAGUCCAGAGUGGACCCAGACCUGGACCUGGACCUGGACCCAGACCAGACCUCAGUCCCGGCGGCUCCAGUCCAGUGCCCCAUGUGUCAAAGGGUUUUCCCGCCGGAGCAGAUCGAGAUGCAUGCGGAGUUUUGUGACGGAGAAUCUCCGAGGGACAGAGUUUCCCCCAAAGCGAAGAGGAAAAGGACGAGACGUGGCGCCGCGGAGGACGCUGACCACACAGACUCUGACUCCAGACACAGAGCGGCUGUGGAGAAGUGCUACAUCUGUCACAGAGACGUCCCCAUACGAGAAUACAGCCGCCACACAGAGAGGUGCAUCCAGAGGAGAGAGCCCAGCACCACAGCCGUAAGGAUCAGAGAGAGACCUGGACCACAGCCGUAA